Messenger RNA from Tetrahymena thermophila SB210, 1014 nucleotides. RefSeq names its product 39-S ribosomal protein L47. NCBI's taxonomy places the organism in Eukaryota, Ciliophora, Oligohymenophorea, Hymenostomatida, Tetrahymenidae. Gene Ontology annotation, biological process: mitochondrial translation. Gene Ontology annotation, molecular function: structural constituent of ribosome. The transcript has 3 exons. The record is from RefSeq and is a predicted model, not a curated record. Gene Ontology annotation, cellular component: mitochondrial large ribosomal subunit; mitochondrial ribosome.
AGAUAAAGAGAGAAAUAAAUAUAUAUUUUUUUUGUAUUUCAAUUAUAUAAUAUCUUCUUUUUAGUAUUUAACUAAUAAUUUGUCAAGAUAAUGAAUUUCUUAUUUAGGUAGACUUUUAAUUCUAUUAAAACAUCUUUCUAAGCAACCAGAUCUAAUACAUAGCUUGCUGCAUUCACUGAUCUUCUCAAUAAAAAGCAAGCUGAUGAAAAGAACCAAAAAGUCGCUUCAGGUAGAGCUUGGUAUGCUGCUGAAUUGAGAUUUAAAUCAAAUGAAGAACUUCAUAAGUUGUGGUAUGUUUUAUUGAGAGAAAAGAAUGCAUUGAAAUCAGAUAAUCAAUAUAAGUUUAAAGUCUAUGAUAAGAUUGGUUAAUAAGGAAGACUCGGCAAGGUUAAACGCUCCAUGGCUAGAUUGCUAACUGUCGUAAAUGAAAGAAAGUAAAUUAGAGAAAAUUAUAGAAAGCACCUUGAAGAAGAAUAUGUUGCUAAGUAACGCGAACAAUAUGAAAAGCUUUUAUAGGAAGAAUAAGAAAAGAAUAAAUACUAAGCUUAUGUUCCUGAAUUGACUCAAAAGGUUUUACGUGCUAAGUAUCGUGAUUUAAAGAGAGGUAUUGAUAAUACCGAUUAUAUUAAGCAAGCUGCUGAAAUUGAGUAGUCUAGAGCUUAAUUAAAGUAGGAAUUGGAAGAAAAGUAUGAUUAUAAGAAUAAAAAGUUGGUUGAUGCCAAUUAAGAGGUAGAAGAUGAAAAUAGCGUUAUAAGAUCUUUCUCUUCUGGUUUCCUUAAACAAUUAGAAGAAGGUCGUGUUAAAAUCUCUUAAGAAGAAGUUCUUCGCUCUCACGUUAAAAACUGGAAAAUGCUUAACAUGAAAUAACGUAGAGUUGUUCUCAACUUCAUUAAUGCUAGACGUGCCAGAGAUGCUAAGUCUGAAUUCCUUAAAGAAUUAAAUGUUUUUGCCCAAAAGGUAGCUCACGAUAACCUCCUUUCUCGUAUCACAAAGGAAUCUACUGGAAAGAUUUGA